This is a messenger RNA of Eucalyptus grandis, 2640 nucleotides long. RefSeq names its product protein CNGC15b. The transcript is spliced from 7 exons. Bases 235 to 2343 code for a protein of 702 amino acids. Lineage: Eukaryota; Viridiplantae; Streptophyta; Magnoliopsida; Myrtales; Myrtaceae. The record is from RefSeq and is a predicted model, not a curated record.
UCAUCAAGCUGACGAGAGCUCGCGGAAGGGCGUUUCCUUUUUCCAUUGGUUGCGCUGUCCGUUCCGGCCGAAGCAAGCAAGCCACGAUCACGAAACAAUAUCAAUAUAUUUUGUUCUUAUCGUUAUAGCUAUGAUCGUCACUCUUGCAGCCUCGACUGCAGUUGGAGUAGAAUCUGGUGUUGGUUCAGCGCCUGAAGUUGCUGCUUGCGGCCCUGCAUAUCCCACAAGACAAUCAUGUCAUCAGUGGGUUGUUGCAGCGCGAGCAGAAGGUCGAGGUCCGGACGAGUAGCGGAUGAAUCCCUCCCGGCAGAACUCCAAAGAAUGAAGGAAGAUGGAUUGACUGGCCGGACAUCGACUGAGGAUGUCCCGAUCCUAAGCUCAGCCUUGAAGAUUACCAACCACGGGAUCGGAGGAUCCUUGAAAUCCAAAGUCCUGCACAGAGUAUUCUCGGAGGACUAUGAGAGGGCGAAGAAUUACAUCUUUGAUCCAAGGGGCCAAACCAUUCAUAGAUGGAACAGGAUCUUCUUAAUGGCUUGCGUGGUCUCUCUGUUUGUUGACCCGCUUUUCCUUUUCGUGCCCUCGCUCAACGGCAACAAUAUGUGCAUGGAAGACGAUUUUAGGGCCAAGGUCAUCCUAACGACUAUAAGAUCGGUGAUUGAUGCCUUUUAUGCAGCUCAGAUUAUUGUUCGGUUUAAGACGGCUUAUGUUGCACCUUCUUCUCGGGUGUUUGGGAGAGGAGAACUGGUCAUAGACUCAAAAAAGAUUGCGUUGAGAUACUUGUCUAGAGGCUUCUUCAUUGACUUUUUUGCAGCUAUUCCUCUUCCUCAGGUGUUAGUUUGGGCUAUAAUUCCUAAUCUUGGGGGUUCAGUCACGAUACAAACGAAAAACGUGCUCCUCUUCAUCAUCUUCAUCCAGCAUGUGCCGAGGAUUUUUCUUUUACUGCCACUGCGGUUGGAAAUUAUUAAUGCUAGCGGUGCGCUAACAGAGAAAGCAUGGGCCGGGGCUGCAUACAACUUGUUGAUCUACAUGUUGUACGCGCAUGUUGCAGGAGCUUGCUGGUACCUCACUUUUGUUCAGAGACUAGAGUUUUGCUGGGGAGUCAUUUGUGAACAAGAACCUUUGUGCCGGUACGAUUUCUUCGACUGUCACCAUGUUCACAACCCCGGUAGGUCCAGCUGGCUGGGUUCAACCAAUGCGACAACUCUGUGUGAGCCAAGUAGCGCUAAUACCCCUGUUCAAUGGGGUGUAUACAAUACUUCUCUGGGCAGCACAUUCGCGAGCUGCGAGUUCUUCAGCAAGUACUUCUUCGGUUACUGGUGGGGUCUGAACAACUUGAGUGAUAUAGGGCAGAACCUUACUCCGAGCACUUACGUCGGUGAACUACUCUUUGUAAACAUCUUGGCCGCUCACGGACUACUUUUGUUUGCACUCCUCAUUGGUAAUAUGCAACGAUACCUCCACUCGACGACCAUUCGGAUAGACCAAUGGAUGAUCCAGAGGACAGAUACAGAGCAAUGGAUGCAUCAUAGACAUCUACCGCCAAAGCUGAGACAAUCUGUUCGAAUGUAUGACCAGUAUAAGUGGGCAGCAACGCGAGGUGUCGAUGAAGAAGCCCUUCUCAGAGACCUUCCAAUGGACCUACAUAGAGAGAUCAAGCGGCAUCUUUGCUUUGACCUAGUUCGACGUGUGCCGCUAUUCAAUCAAAUGGAUGAGAGGACCCUGGAUGCAAUAUGCGAGAGGCUGAAAUCUGUCUUGUGCACGCAAAACAUGUACUUAGUACGUGAAGGCGAUCUAACUGAAGAUAUGUUCUUCAUAAUCCGGGGCCACCUCGAAUCCUGGACAACCAACGACAGCCGCACGGGAUUCUUCAACUCGGUUCAACUGGGCCCCGGCGACUUCUGUGGUGAAGAACUGCUAACAUGGGCCCUGGACCCGAGUCAAGGCGUGAUCUUGCCCACAUCCACGCGCACAGUCAAGGCGCUGAAAGAAGUGGAAGCAUUCUCUCUCGCGGCCAAUGACUUAAAGUUCGUGGCAUUGCAAUUUAGAAGGCUACACAGCAAAGAACUGAGGCACAAGUUCAGGUUCUACUCACACCAGUGGCGCACAUGGGCUGCGUGCUUCAUUCAAUCUGAGUGGCGCCGUAAUAAGAAGUUGAAGGAGGAGGCUAAGCUGAGAGACAGCAAGGAUGUCACGGCAGGUAAAUCAACUUCUUCAAGGUCGUUCUGGGACAGGUACGCAGGGGAGCUGAUAGAGAUCACCCAAAGGGAUGAGAAUAAUCCAUUGGAGCCGGCUUCUGAUGCUGUGAACAUGGUACAAAAGCCAGUGGGCCUGGAUUUUCUGUAGAUUAUCAAGACGCGCAGCGAAGCCUUGCACUUUCUGCGUCUCUUGAUCAGAGAACUGAGGUGUGCUUCAAUUUUAGUGUAUUGGUAUAUGAUUAUAGGGAUGCUUGUUACUGAUCUGGAACAACAUUAUGGACUAUAUUAGACCAGCAAGAGUCCAAACUAGAAGAGUUCCAACAUGGAACAACAAUCCACGGUAGACCAACUUUAUUGUUCCUGAUUGGUGUUGGAAAAAUGUGGCUUCGAAUUGGGUUGAACAAUAAAGUCGGAUCGAGUAAUCAAGUCAGACUUUGAGGCGUAA